CGUGAUAUGCUAUAACAAACACCUUUUGUUUUCUUCUCAUACUCCUUCCAUCACUAUUCCUAUAUAUCACCUUCACUCCUUUCUUUUACAAUCACUCCACUUCACUCUAGUUUCCCUUUUCUCUCUUAACAUGGAGUCCUCCUCAAAGUUCUAUGCUUAUCUCAUCAUUUGCAUGCUUUUCAUCUCCUCAGCUACACCUAUUCUUGGUUGUGGCUAUUGUGGAAAACCACAUAAAAAACACAAACCAGGUAAAAAACCAAUCGUCACUCCACCAACCGUUAAACCACCAACGGUAAAACCACCUGUCACAAUACCACCUAUCACAGUCCCUCCCGUUGUACCUCUUCCACCUCUUCCAGUACCUCCCGUCACCGUUCCUCCGGUUGUACCUCUUCCACAUGUUCCAAUCCCUCCAGUUGUACCUCUUCCACAUGUUCCAAUCCCUCCGGUCACAGUGCCUCCAGUUGUACCUCUUCCACAUGUUCCAAUCCCUCCGGUCACAGUCCCUCCAGUUGUACCUCUUCCACAUGUUCCAAUCCCUCCAGUCACAGUCCCUCCGGUUGUACCUCUUCCACAUGUUCCAAUCCCUCCCGUCACCGUUCCUCCGGUGCUUAAUCCACCAAGCACAGGAGGAACUCCACCAAAGAAAGGAGGGGGUGCAUGUCCACCACCAUCAACCACACCUACACCUAAACCAUCACAUGAAACUUGUCCAAUUGACACAUUGAAACUAGGUGCUUGUGUUGAUUUACUCGGCGGUUUGGUUCACAUUGGACUUGGUGACCCUGCUGUCAACAAGUGUUGUCCUCUUAUUCAAGGACUUGCUGAAAUUCAAGCUGCUGCAUGUCUUUGCACAACUCUUAAGAUUAAGCUUCUUAACCUUAAUAUCUAUGUUCCACUUGCUCUUCAGCUUCUUUUGGCUUGUGGAAAAACUCCACCUCCUGGUACACUUGUUCCCUCUAAACCAGUGAAUUGUUGAAAUCGACAUGAGAGGAUGUCGAGCCACUCUCUAUCUCUUCCUUCUGGACUGUUGUAAUUGUUUGUUUGAGUAUUAGUAAUUAUUUGUAAAACCAAUUGUUUUUAAUUCAGAUUGUUGCAUGUAUGUUUAGUUUAAUCCUAGGCAAACCAAACAUGCAUGCUUUUAUAUGUAACCUUUUCAACUGUUAUUCAUUUGAUUUCGUUUUGGUCAA
Molecule: messenger RNA, 1190 nt
Organism: Lathyrus oleraceus (garden pea)
Lineage: Eukaryota; Viridiplantae; Streptophyta; Magnoliopsida; Fabales; Fabaceae
Product: 36.4 kDa proline-rich protein
Source: RefSeq, a predicted model, not a curated record